Messenger RNA from Scatophagus argus, 1722 nucleotides. RefSeq names its product GTPase IMAP family member 4-like. Gene Ontology annotation, molecular function: GTP binding. Bases 269 to 1324 code for a protein of 351 amino acids. The record is from RefSeq and is a predicted model, not a curated record. The transcript has 8 exons. NCBI's taxonomy places the organism in Eukaryota, Metazoa, Chordata, Actinopteri, Scatophagidae.
GCUGCACAGCACAAUAAAGGAGUGUUCCUGCUGAGGGCAGGCCUGCACAGGCAAAUGCAACUGCACAACAGCAGGAAGAAGGGAUCACAUGCAACUUUGACCUCAUGUGAAUUGCGUCAGGUUUUGACAGACUGAAAGUAGAUGGUGUUCCCGGUGGAGGAUUAGCUCACCACAGGGCAGGGCUUUUACACUGAAAAUUCUGAGCAGAAGGGAUGUGACAUAUUCUCGCUACCUUGACUGACUGAAGGUCCGUCAACUACAGAGAGAAAUGGAGUGUCAGUGUGAGAAGGACCGUCCUGAGGAUGCUGUUACAGGCUUGUGGUUGAACAGCAGCAGUGUCCAGAUGGGAGCUUUUACUGUGGUGGGCUAUGUUCUCUACAGAUUCUCACAAACGCUCCCAGCCCUGAUCCGAUGGCCGAUUCGUCUGUUCUGCUCUCUAACUGGUCUGUCAGCUCUUUGGAGCUGGGUGAGCCGCCUAGUGGGAACCAUUCGUGGAAUCCAGAGUCUUUUUAAAUGGCUGUCUCGAAUUUGGCGAUUUAUCAUAGGAUUUUCCUCCAAGUUCAAGUGGCUGGCUGCUGUCAUCAAAGCAAUCACAGGGACACCCAGAGAUGGAGCAGUGGAGUCGGAGAUGGAUCCAACUAACAAACCAGGCCUAAGGCUGAUUAUCCUGGGGCCCCCAGGUGGAGGACAGACCUCCCUGGCAGAAACUUUGUUGGGCAACAGUGAGACAAGGACACCAAUGGGUCCCCUAAUGGAGAGCACCAAGAGAAGGACAGUGAUGGAUGGUAGAGAGGUUACUGUGAUCAACACCCCAGAUCUUCUCCGGCCAUCACUGGGGAACAACAAGAGAGCCAUGGAAGCUCUGAGGAGCCUUCAGCUCGCCAGUCCUGGACCGCACGCCUUCUUGUUGGUGAUCCAAACUCCAAGUUCCAGCACGGGGAACAGCCAGGAUGUGGCUCAGGAGAUCCGGGCCACCCUCAAACUGUAUGGAGAUGAAGCCGUAGGGUACAUCAUCCCAGUCCUCACUUGUGCAGAUCGUCCAGGUCGAGAGCGUACUCUAGAUCAGCUGCUGGAUGUGGACACUGGGGGUCUGAAAACGGCUCUGUCCCUAUGUGACCAGAGACCAGAGCUGGUGGAUGACGGGCCAGACUGCCCCCCAGAGGUGCAGAGUGUGACACGCAAGAACUUAGUGGGGCGUGUGAUGGAGCUGAAGACACUGAGGGGGCAUUUCAUCCACGAGCUGCAGAGAAGAGAGGACCGCAUCAGGGAGGAGCUGCUAGCUGACAUGGCCUCCGCACUGGCUAGAAAACUGGGACACAUGUAAAUAAGAGAGGGACAAGGGGAGCUCAUGUUUUUGGUCUGUUUUUUGGAGAACUUAAAAAAAUAAGGUGACAGGGUUCAUUCAAGAGUUUAAGUGCAAAGGUGAGUCUUUGCCUUGGGUAUUUUUUGUCAUUUUUCUGGUUUACGACUGUCAAAAUUAAUUUACUAUCGCUAGCUGUCUUUUCAACACACCACAGAUGCUUUCAGUGAGAUAUCAUGCUCAUACACACUUAAUUUGUUCAUUUUAGGUUGUUUUAAUUCUUCGAUGUCUGUUUAUUCUUUGUAUAGGCCUGUGUUUUCUCACUCUGCUCCAGUGUUUAGCCCUCCCCUAUCAUUCAUAAUUUAUGAGAGAUAUCAAACAUUAAAGUGAUGAUGGUAAAAUAAACUUAAGUCAUACUGGUA